This is a messenger RNA of Microdochium trichocladiopsis, 1716 nucleotides long. Its product is annotated as alpha methylacyl-CoA racemase. The record is from RefSeq and is a predicted model, not a curated record. NCBI's taxonomy places the organism in Eukaryota, Fungi, Ascomycota, Sordariomycetes, Xylariales, Microdochiaceae. The transcript is spliced from 2 exons. Gene Ontology annotation, molecular function: catalytic activity. Bases 1 to 1716 code for a protein of 571 amino acids.
AUGCAGACAGUCUCAGGGGCCGACGUCUACGGUCCAGGCUCGUGGAUCGAUUCUGCACCGCUCCCGGUGCCCGAAGAUGCGAAGAGACUCCUGAAGAUUCUGGCAAGGGCCACCCCUGGCUUCUCAAAAGAUCCUGCGGUGGUCGACUCGGUCACGUUUACGGGAUCUCCCGAGACAAUCGUCCCCGGGCCCCUCAAGUCGGCCGUCAUCGCCGGCGCUCUCCAUGCCAUGGCCGGCAUCGUCGCCAAUGAGCUCCUGGAAUGCAGAAGCGGCCGGGACUCGACGCAUCGCGUCAGCGUCGAUACGGAUCAUGCGGCCAUCUGGCUUGGCAGCGUCGGCAUGUCCAAGCGCCACGGCCAGACCGUGCGCGAGAUUGCCAAAGAGGGCAAGCUGUCUUCCAUAUUUCCCAAAGAUCUCGAGAGAGACACCUUUGCGUCUCCGCUCAGGCUGCGCACCACGGCAAACUACGAGACCAAGGACCCCGGUGUCUGGUACCAGCUGCACGGAUCCCUCAACGCUGACCCGGUGCUGCAGGUGAUCGGCCUGGACGCUGCGGCAAAGUGCGACACCGACGAAGAGGCGACUAAUAUGAUUGGGGAGCACGUCCGCAAGUACACUGCCAACGAGCUGGAGAUGAUGUUCUUGUCCCGCGGCCUCUGUGGCAGCAUCUGCUACACCCCGGCUGCAUGGUCCAAGACGCGCAUGGCCCAGGACCUGGAAAGGCAUCCUCUCAUCAACUACUCGCAGCAGACUUACGCAGUGCCUACGCCCGCCAUUCCCCUGGGCGUGUCCUCUGACAAGAGGCCCUUGGCUGGCAUCAAGGUCGUAGAGCUCGUUCGCAUCAUCGCCGGUCCUGUCAUCGGAACAACUUUGGCUGCCUUUGGUGCCGACGUCAUCCGUGUCAACUGCGGGCGGCUCCCAGACUUCAAUUCACUUCAAUUGACGCUCAAUGCUGGUGUACGAACGGUGGACAUCGAUCUGAGCAAGGAUGAAGAGGUGGAGAACUUGCGGGAGCUCAUUCAAGGCGCAGACGUCUUCGUUCAGGGGUACCGCCCCGGUGUGAUCGGCCGGAAAGGCCACGGUCUCCACAACCUUCUAGAGAUGGCUGGGAAACGGGGCCGGGGCAUUGUGUACGUCGAGGAGAACUGCUACGGGCCUGACGGCCCCAUGGCUGAACGACCCGGCUGGCAACAGGUCGCCGAUGCGGCGUCAGGAUGCUCGUACGUGACAGGGCGGAGUCUGGGCCACACGGACGGCACUUGCGUUUUGCCUGCGCUGCCCGUUCCUGACAUGCUCACUGGUCUGAUUGGGGCCAUCGGCGCCAUGAUGGCUCUCCGGGACCGUACGAGGCAGGGGGGUUCGUACCACGUCUUUGCCUCUCUGAUGGCUGCGGCAUCCCUCCAUCUCAAGCCUGAGGUGGGACUGUACCCCCCGGCUGUCGUCCAGCAGUGCUCUGAGAAGUUCAAAUGGAGCAGGACGGGUCCUGAACAUUUUGUGCUCGAGUUGCUGGAUGUUGUCCUGGCAGGGUGGAAGGGAGUUCUGCCCUCAUACUUUGAGGAUGGCAGCUCGUCCACAACGAGGCUGAAAGGUGAUUGGGGUGACUUCGAGGUGUUGAGCCCGGUCGUGAAGCUGGCUCGCGCCGAGAACUCGCCACGCUACACCACAGCCCCUGAGCCGAAUUGCUAUCGCCAAAGCCAUGCGAUCUCAUGGCUUUGA